This is a messenger RNA of Cyclocybe aegerita, 570 nucleotides long. Lineage: Eukaryota; Fungi; Basidiomycota; Agaricomycetes; Agaricales; Hemipholiotaceae. The record is from the annotation of a GenBank genome assembly.
AUGCAAGAGAUUUCCGCAGAGUUGACGAUGAGAAAGGUCGUUGCAAGCAUCUUAAGGGGAGUUUUUGGCGACGAUGAAGACAUGUUCUAUGUUGCCGACCAAGAGAAUACGUGCCCGGCCGAACGACUGACGACCAGGAGGCUGAGCGACGAGGCACCAAUAUUCGUCUUUGACGAUCCUCUUGCUGACUAUGGAGUGCCUCCCCCUACUGCCACAUCCUUGGUGAGGUCGCGGUCACCUCAAUCCCAAAACAACUUGCGUGGCAUGGCUCGUCUACGCGCAAUCGCACCACUAGCCAUCGUCACCGACAUUCUUGAUGCCGAGUCUUUUGUGGAUCUCGCAGGCGUCUACUUAGACCGCGACCGAGAGGAGACUACACCUUUCAUCACUAUGUCUGCCACUGACGCUGCUCGAGACCAGAAAGUCGACACACCAGAAGCUCCCGCAACGGUAUGCGUCACUUCGCCGGGUAUCGCGCUCGCCGGGGCGCUAUCUGGACCAAGGAGUAAGGGUUCUCCGGCGCCUGACUCGACUAAGGACCACCAGGCUUUCUUGGGCAUCUUAAGGUAG